This is a messenger RNA of Aspergillus tubingensis, 486 nucleotides long. RefSeq names its product H(+)-transporting V0 sector ATPase subunit c. The transcript has 6 exons. Lineage: Eukaryota; Fungi; Ascomycota; Eurotiomycetes; Eurotiales; Aspergillaceae. Bases 1 to 486 code for a protein of 161 amino acids. Gene Ontology annotation, biological process: proton transmembrane transport. Gene Ontology annotation, cellular component: proton-transporting V-type ATPase, V0 domain. The record is from RefSeq and is a predicted model, not a curated record. Gene Ontology annotation, molecular function: proton-transporting ATPase activity, rotational mechanism.
AUGGCCACCGAACUUUGCCCCGUUUACGCACCCUUCUUCGGUGCCCUUGGCUGCACCUCAGCCAUCGUCUUCACCUGCUUCGGAGCUGCCUAUGGAACUGCCAAGGCUGGUGUCGGUGUCUGUGGAAUGGCCGUCCUCAGACCUGACCUGAUCGUCAAGAACAUUGUCCCCAUUGUCAUGGCGGGUAUCAUCGGUAUCUACGGUCUGGUCGUGUCGGUCCUGAUUGCAAACGACUUGGGACAGAAGGUCCCCUUGUACACUGGUUUCAUUCAGCUGGGAGCAGGUCUCGCCGUCGGUUUGGCUGGUAUGGCAGCUGGUUUUGCCAUUGGUAUCGUUGGUGACGCAGGUGUUCGUGGAACUGCUCAACAGCCCCGUCUCUAUGUCGGAAUGAUUUUGAUUCUCAUUUUCGCUGAAGUCUUGGGUCUGUACGGUCUUAUCGUUGCUCUUCUGAUGAACUCCCGUUCGAGGAUUGAUGCCACCUGCUAA